Molecule: messenger RNA, 453 nt
Organism: Prorocentrum cordatum
Lineage: Eukaryota; Dinophyceae; Prorocentrales; Prorocentraceae
Source: the annotation of a GenBank genome assembly
AUGCUCACGCUCUGCGACAAUGUGGUGGAAAUUCUGAGACUGGAGGACUCGCUCGUAGAGGUCCCGUUGCCAUGCAGGGUCUACGGCGACAUUCACGGUCAGUUGUUGGAUUUGUUGGAAUUCUUCAACGCGUUUUCUUGGCCAGACAAGAGGCGAGGUGACAUAUUCUCGAUGAACUAUGUCUUCCUGGGUGAUUUCGUCGACAGGGGCAUGUACUCUUGCGACGUGGUGUCGUUGCUGUUCUCCUUCAUAUUGUAUCCUUCCAAAGUAUUUUUGGUUCGAGGCAACCACGAGGACAGGAUGAUGAAUUUGAACUUUGGCUUCCACGCCGACUGCCACCAGAAGUUCGGGCAGGACGGCGAGGACACCUGGCAGCGGAUCAACGACGUGUUCGAGUUCCUGCCCAUGCAGCUCUCGUGGAGAAGGCUAUCCUGUGCAUCCACGGGGGCAUAG